Chrysochloris asiatica (Cape golden mole) is the source of this 1566-nucleotide messenger RNA. RefSeq names its product acidic repeat containing (gene GCNA). Gene Ontology annotation, cellular component: nucleus. NCBI's taxonomy places the organism in Eukaryota, Metazoa, Chordata, Mammalia, Afrosoricida, Chrysochloridae. Bases 1 to 1566 code for a protein of 521 amino acids. The record is from RefSeq and is a predicted model, not a curated record. The transcript has 11 exons.
AUGGCGGCUGCAGUGAUGGCGAUGGUGGCGUGUAGGGAUUUGAAGCCAGAGCUGUGGAAGAUUGGCUGGAAGCGCAAGUAUGUCUUUGUCUUGACUACAGACAUGGAAAUGUCCAAAGAAGAAGAAGCUAGUGGAUCGCAUAUCCAGUAUGAGAACCGUUGUGACCAGAAUGAAAAAGAGAAAGAAGAGAAGUGCCAGGUUUACUGUACUUCUGGUACACAAUUUGGAAAAUGCAAGGAAGUGAUGAAUUCCAGCCCUGCUGGAAUCUUUGACCCAAAUGAGAGUCUGGAUAAAUCAUCUGAUACUGAUGCACAGCUUAUUACCAGGAAGUUUCCACUUCUCUUUAUAGAUGAUAAGCAUGCUGACAAUUGUUUGGAUGGCUCAGUGCUAAAAGAAGGGAAUUUAUGUGAUGAGGGCGAAAGCGCCUUAAUUGAAAAACAGCUGAGUGAAAUGGCUAUCUCUGAACGCAAUGAUGAUGGUGAGCAAAAUACUGGUGAAAAUCUUUGCCAACCACCAAAUGCAGCUGAAAAGUUGUCAACUGAUGAAGAACCAAAACCUGUGGUAGAACAACCAAAGAAAAGGAAAAAUAAAACCAAACAUAUCUCUGUGACACCUGCUAAGCGAUGCUGCUUUCUGGGCUUGGUUGUGGUUGUUUUUGGGUGUGCCCUCUACCAAUUGCUCAAUGGUACCACUUUUCAGAGUACAAGUGAACUAUUUAUCCUUUCAGUUCCUGCAGGACGCAAAAAGCGUGGACCUUCAAAGAAGAAGCGCAUCUCCAAAAAAUCUAAGAAAUGCCAGACCAGGAGAGCUAUGUGCAAAAUACCUGGAUGUUUCUUGCUUGACCUUGAGAAGUCAAAGCAGUAUUCUGGAAAGAAUUUCAAGCAAAAUAAGGAUGAGCUGGUUCAGAAAAUCUACAACCUUUUUAACAGCUCUGUCUUUGAUAAAAAGAUGCCAGAGAAAAUAGAUAUUGGCUGGAAUAAAAAGAUGCUUAGAACUGCCGGUUUAUGUACAACUGGCGAGACAAAGCACCCAAAGAAGCGAUUUGCCAAGAUCCAGAUUGCUGUAAAAGUCUGUGACUCUGCAGACCGACUCCGGGAUACCUUGGUCCAUGAAAUAUGCCAUGCAGCCUCCUGGCUACUUGAUGGUAUCCGAGAUUCUCAUGGUGAUAUGUGGCAGUAUUAUGCCAAGAAAUCCAAUAUGGUACACCCAGAGCUGCCAAGUAUCACUCGUUGCCAUAGCUAUAAGAUUAACUAUAAGAUUAAUUAUGAGUGUACUCAGUGCAAAUCCAGGAUUGGCCGCUACACCAGAUCAUUGAACACUAAAUUCUUUAUCUGUGCUGUAUGCAAAGGCAGUCUGGUUGAGCUGCCGUUAACUCGCAAAGAUGGAACCCCCAUUGAGCCUCAUGUAAGACCAUUCGCCAAAUAUGUUAAGGAGAAUUACAGAAUAGUUCAACGUGAGCUGGAAGGAAAGGGCCAUGGUGAUGUGAUGAAAAGGCUCAGCCAGGAUUAUAUUGCAAAUAAACAAAAAAACAAGGUCAUUGAAGACUCCAUUGAUAAGAAGCAUUAA